This is a messenger RNA of Cadophora gregata, 1185 nucleotides long. RefSeq names its product N-acetylglucosaminyltransferase. Gene Ontology annotation, molecular function: glycosyltransferase activity. The transcript is spliced from 2 exons. The record is from RefSeq and is a predicted model, not a curated record. NCBI's taxonomy places the organism in Eukaryota, Fungi, Ascomycota, Leotiomycetes, Helotiales, Ploettnerulaceae. Bases 1 to 1185 code for a protein of 394 amino acids.
AUGCCGAAGGAUAAGGAGCACCAUCCCUUCGCGACGAAUGGACGGCCAAUGCCUCGUCCCCUGCGGCGCAUUCAGCGCAUCACUGCGACGCCGACUUUCAAGCUCGUCGCCCUGAUAAUAUUCUUGCUUCUUGGUAUAAGAUGGUUGUUAGAUCACAAUCAUGACAGACACGACUGGCCUGGUCCGGUGCGGCCCACCAUGAGCGUAGAGAGCCUCUGGAUCCAGUGGGACGACAAGCAGUAUAUCCAGAUCGUGGCAGACGAGGAGAAGCUGUGUAGUGCGGUCCUGACAUGGCAUGACAUUGAGGAGAUAGGAAGUAGGGCGAGGAGAACUCUAGUCUACCCCUCCACCUGGAGUCCUGACGAAGUCGAAACUGACCCCGCGCUCAACAACACCUUGACACGAAAAGCACACCUCUUGCGCGAAGCUCGCGAUAAAUACUUUGCGCGUCUACAUCCCAUUGACGCUCUGAAAGAGAAUGUUGCUGACCGGGGAAGAUGGGCAGACCAAUAUAUCAAACUGAUAGCAUUCAAUCUUACGGAGUUCUCGCGGGUCCUAGUCCUCGACUCUGCCUCUCAAGCAAGAGGAAACCUCGAUUCAGUAUUCCUGCUCCCGAAAGCGAAGUUAGCAAUGCCAUGGGUAUAUUGGGGCGAGCCGACAGGCUGGGCAUUCUCCAACCAGAUGAUGCUCAUUACUCCUUCCGCGAACGAAUUCGCAAGAAUACAGGCCGAGAUCGAGAAGGCAGAUCCCGAUCAAUACGACCUCACGAUCGUCGAGAAACUGUAUAAAAGCAAAACCUUGAAGAUCCCACAACGACCAUACCACUUAAUGACUGGCGAGUUCCGGAGACAAGACCACUCGAAGUAUCGAGGCUCGAGCAAGAAAUGGGAUCCAGAAGCGGAGCUACAUAAUUCCAAGAUGAUACAUUUUUCAGACUGGCCGAUUCCUCGACCGUGGGAUAGCGCUCCCCAGUCAAUGUUGAAUAAACACAUGCCGAAAUGUUUGAAGAGCGAGUGGUUUGGAGCGACGAAUUGUAAAGAUAGGAUGAUUUGGAUGCAGCUGUAUGCUGAUUAUGCUGCGAAGAGGAAGGGCUUCUGUGGAAGUCAUUUCGAGGUUAAAGUACGCGACCAGGAAGCUGAUGCUAUGUUGAGACAUGGGAGGUUCUUCCAUGAUGAAACUACGUGA